AUGACCAGGAGGCUUGUUCGCACGGGCAUCCAGCUCGGUGUGCUCGUCACCAUCGUCUUCUUCGUCGUCGUGUUCCUCGAUAAUAGAUACCGAGUCCUCCCUAAUGCCAUCCACAGCCAUCUGCCUGCGCACCACCCAGGCUUUGUGGUCACCGAUCUGACAGUCGUCACCUGCUCGUCGUUAAACCCUUUCAGCCGAUGUACCGUCGAUGGGGCGGACUGGCACCGAGUCGAAAAGGACUUGUAUCUGGGGAAAGGCUUCUUGUCAAAAGCCUAUCUCUACGUCCAAAGACAGCGCGAAGACGAUCUAAGCACCCACGCCGAAGUCGUUACGGAUGUUAAGAUUGGCCGCUUGCAGCCCUCGGUCGUCGAUCCAACUUCGAAAGAUGAAAGAUGGGAAUCUCGUCCUGCCGGGAUAUGGAUCAAAUUGUCCUCGAAACGGCACGAUAGCAUGGUCACAGGAGUCGAUGUCCUGUUUGGCGCCGACGCCGUGGACCCGCGCUCGAACUGGGAAAUUCAAGACAUCUCCUUGUUCAUUGACGCCGACCGUGAGUCGCCCGAACCUCGUCUCACGGUUCGCAAAGGUUCCGCUUUGAAAGUUGAGAGACCCGUCCCUCGAAUACGGAAAGACGGCAAAUUCAAGAUCAUGCAAGCAGCAGAUCUCCAUCUCGCGACGGGCUUGGGGACAUGUCGCCACGCACUACCGGAAGGAGAAGAGUGCGAAGCCGAUCCACGGACGCUCGACUUCCUUGCUCGCAUGAUUGAAGACGAGAAGCCGGAUUUUGUUGUCCUUACCGGCGACCAAGUCAACGGCGAUACCGCGCCCGACGCCCAAACCGCGAUUUUCAAAUACUCGGAAAUGUUUGCGCGACAUAAAAUUCCCUAUGCAGGCAUAUUCGGUAAUCAUGACGAUGAAGGAAACCUCGACCGCGCCGAAUCCAUGGCCGUUAUGGACGGCCUCCCUUACUCGCUCUCCACUGCUGGCCCGGAAGAUGUCGAAGGCGUGGGCAACUACGUGGUGGAAAUCCUCGGACGGGGGUCCACCUCACACUCUGCGCUCACGCUGUACAUGCUCGACACCCACUCCUACUCCCCCGACGAACAACACUAUCACGGCUACGAUUGGCUCAAACAAUCUCAGAUCGACUGGUUCAAGGCCACGUCUCAAUCUCUGAAGAGGAAGCACAAGGAAUACACGCAUAUACACAUGGACUUGGCGUUCAUUCACAUCCCCUUGCCGGAAUAUCGCAAUCCGGACAAUCUGGCCUGGGUGGGAAACUGGACAGAGCCACCGACCGCCCCGGCAUACAAUUCGAAUUUCAAAGACGCCCUCGUCGAAGAGCACGUUCUCCUCGUGUCAUGUGGUCACGACCACGUCAACGAUUACUGCCUUCCCGCGAACAACAAGGAAAAGAAACCCGCCUUAUGGAUGUGUUAUGGCGGCGGGGCGGGAUUUGGCGGGUACGGAGGCUACUAUGGAUAUCACAGACGAGUGAGAUUCUUCGAGAUGGAUAUGAACGAGGCGCGGAUCACGACGUGGAAGAGGUUAGAGUGGGGCGAUGAAGAGACGCUGAAGAGGAGGAUUGACGAGCAGAUAGUCGUGGACGGUGGGAAGGUCGUCACGGGCAUGUGA
This is a messenger RNA of Fonsecaea erecta, 1632 nucleotides long. RefSeq lists its product as hypothetical. Gene Ontology annotation, molecular function: phosphoprotein phosphatase activity. The record is from RefSeq and is a predicted model, not a curated record. The coding region runs from base 1 to 1632 and encodes 543 amino acids. Gene Ontology annotation, cellular component: cytoplasm. The transcript is spliced from 2 exons. NCBI's taxonomy places the organism in Eukaryota, Fungi, Ascomycota, Eurotiomycetes, Chaetothyriales, Herpotrichiellaceae.